AUGUUCAAUAUUGACCAUGGGUAUUUGGAAGCCCUUAUCCGUGGAUUCAAAACAGGACUGCUUUCACAAAGUGAUUACGCAAAUCUUGUCCAAUGUGAAACUCUGGAAGAUCUGAAGUUGCACAUACAAUCUACUGAUUAUGGAAACUUCCUUGCCAAUGAACCUGGAUCGAUCACCGUGCAAGUGAUCGAUGAGCGACUAAAGGAGAAACUGGUUACUGAGUUCACUCACUUGAGGAACAAUGCUCUGGAGCCUCUCGCGACAUUUUUGGAUUAUAUCACGUAUUCAUACAUGAUUGACAAUAUUAUUCUUCUCAUCACUGGAACACUUCAUCAGCGUCCUAUUUCUGAGCUUAUCAGCAAGUGCCACCCUCUGGCUAACUACUUUGUUGACUGCAUUAAUGAGCAAGAUCUUGAUGAGAUGAAUGUGGAGCUGAUUAGAAACACGCUGUACAAAGCCUACAUUGAAGAUUUCUACAGAUUCUGCAAGAAACUGGGAGGCACUACUGCUGAAGUCAUGUGUGAGAUUCUCGCUUUUGAAGCUGAUCGCAGAUCUAUCAUUAUCACAAUCAACUCUUUUGAUACAGAACUGAGCAAAGAUGAUCGUGAGAAACUUUACCCUAGAUGCGGUAAAUUGUACCCAGAAGGCCUUGCCGGUCUUGCUCGAGCGGAUGACUACGAGCAGGUGAAACAAGUGUGCGAAUUCUAUGCUGACUAUAAGCCCUUGUUUGAAGGGCACCGGUAA
Molecule: messenger RNA, 744 nt
Organism: Cooperia oncophora
Lineage: Eukaryota; Metazoa; Nematoda; Chromadorea; Rhabditida; Trichostrongylidae
Source: the annotation of a GenBank genome assembly